AUGUCCAUCACUCCGCGCCUUGACUUGGGUGAGCCCGGCGACUUGUUGACUAUUGGCAUCCUUACCUUGGCUCAGUGUAAUCGACUGUUGGAUAAGUUUCGCACGGUCAAAAUGCCACAGUUUCCGUUUGUCAUAAUAUCAGACUCAAUGAAUGCGAUCAGUCUCCGCCGAGAAUACCCUUUCUUGUUCAUGACUAUUAUGACUGUCAGUACGGAGGACACACCGGCCUUACAAAAGAAAUUGGGCCAUGAGGUCAAGCGAACUAUCAGUACUCGUAUCAUUAUGAAUAACGAACGGAACAUAGAUCUCCUGUUAGGUCUUCUUGUCUAUACAGCGUGGUACCACUAUCACUGGGAGUCAAUGCUGCCGCACAUGUAUCUGUUCCUUCAACUAACCGUCAUAAUGGUUGCUGACCUUGGGCUCGACCGGGAGCCGAAUUUCACCAUGCGGAACAUUGCAGCCAGCUUAGGAAGGCCUCCCACAGCGCAUCAGCUGAGUACGAGCCAUUCGGCCGCUGGCAAGAGGGCUCUGCUGGGAACCUUCUAUUUGUGCUCGGUGUCGUCGCUUUUUCGACAGCAGUUGUUCAUGAAACAUACCAAUUGGAUUAAUCAAUGCUGCGAUGACUUGAUGAAGAAUCCUGAAUUUCUAUCUGAUCAACUUCUGAAAAGAUAUAUAGACGUACGAGUGCUGGCUCAAAAGAGCGCAGAAGUAUUCAAUGGCAAUCUUCACAGCCCCACACAUUUACCCUCAAAUGGAGAGGGAAGAUUACAGGCUGGAAUCCAGAAACUUGACAACGAAUUUGGUUUAUUUCUAGGUAUGAAAUAUGAGGAUAGAGAGCAAAGAAGCAACACCUCAAAAGGCGCUUAUGUAUUUGAACUAAAAGUCAAACCAGUUCUCGUUCUUGGGCAAAUAGUCUACCACAGGAAUGACACGUUCCUUCUCGAUGAAAUGGACCAGCUUGACGACCUCAUUUCAUCGGCAGAGAGCUUCAUUGCCUCCUUCCUUGAGGCCGAACCAGAAAUUGCGAUCCACCUCCCUCUAUCCUUCUACACCUAUCUCUGGUAUGCGUUGUUAGUACUUUCAAAGGUCCUUUUGUUGUCCGACCUCGAGUGGGAAAUGACAACUGGGUUGGGGCGAAGAAUUCAUGGAGUCGCGCUGGCGGCUAUCGCAAAACAUGGAGAGCUCUCACGUGGUAACGAUGUCUGGGCGAAUAGCAAGAGGGUCAUAGGAAGCAUGAUAUCAUGGCUGGAAAAGCAUCAAGACCUGCGAAGGACGGAGCAGAGGGUGCCAAAAUGUCCGAUCUCAACGAUGCACCACUCUACGGUUGUUAACGAGAAUACAAACUACCCUUCGGCUUCUUCUGGUUCAGAUUCGAACGAACCAGGAAGACAAUUAGCCUUCCUGACACAGCACCCUGAUCGAGUGGUGACUGAUGUUAGAUUUGAUCAAAUCGCCUCAGGCGGUGUGGGUGAUGGGGUGGAUGACUACUGGGAUGCAAUACUAUGGCAGCAAAUGCUAGAAGGACCAAGGUACUUGGUCACAUAUACCAUGUCUCUCCACGCGAUUGCCAAUGGCUCUCGUAGAUCACAUCGGAAAUCUCGUCUUGGAUGUGGUAAUUGUAAACGCCGCAGGAUCAAAUGUGAUGAGGUGAGGCCAGCCUGCAAUGGCUGUCUGCGCCACUCAGUUGUGUGCGACUAUCAGCUCGAGGAAGCGAAUUCCAACGCCAAUUCACAGCCGGUAGUAAAGGCAUCUAAGGUGGCAGCUAAGCGUCAUACCUUCAUUUCGUCGUAUCAAUCCAACUUCAAGCCACCAAAGCGUGCACAUAGAACUCGCAAGUCCUUGGUAACGCAACUGCUCCAAAUUUCCUCAUCUGAGCGAAUCCUUCCAGCAUUGCCAUGCCGACCAUUUGAGUUUAGCAUCGUCGAUAUGGAGCUGUUCCAUAACUUCGUAAGUCCAACGGACUAUGGCGCUUCAGAUUAUCAAAGUGCAACGAGAAUUUACCACUCUCAACUUACCCGCCUUGGGUUCUCUUUCCCGUACGUGCUACGCCUCCUGCUUGCUUGUUCGGGCUUUCAGUUGGCACGGCGUCCAGAAAUCAUGCAGCAGCAGCAGUCUGCCAUACAGGGACAUAAUUACAAUGUGGUAGCCGAGCGCCACUAUAACAUUGCAAUUCGAGAAGUAGCAGUUGCUGUGCCACGGCUAAAUAAAGAGAAUUGCCAUGCAAUCUACACCGCUGCUGUGCACAUCUUCAUCGGCUCACUCGCCAUGGGGCCGCGACCAGGCGAGUACAUGGCAUUCCGAGAUGAUGGCCAACCUGGCUUCCUAUCCUUAUUCAUUGGUGUCAGGACAGUAUUGGAGAUAAGCAGCAAGCUGUUUUCACCAGAUGUAGUUUUAAAGGGUGAUGAAGGAGAAUUGGGUUCCGAGUCAGAAUCGAACGCAGAGACAACAGGCUUCGUCAGAAGUUCAACUCUCGCUUCCGAAUAUGGCUACUGGAUGGCCCAGUUGCGACAUCUUAUAGAAUCCGAACUUGGUACACCGGAUCCGCGUUAUCCAGUUUAUUUUACGGUAUUCGAACGACUUGACCAGUGCUACGAUGCUAUCUAUAGCCCCAGUUCGCCCAUAACAACUGCGCUUCUAUGGCCAUGCGUCUUCGGGUGGCUCUACAGACUACCGGAUGUUUUCAUGUUUGGACUUCAGCAGAGGGACCAGCCGGCAUUGGUCAUAUUUUCAUAUUUCGUUCUCUUGUUGAAUGAGCUCACCUGGAAUUGGUUCCUUCAAGAUUGGCCUAGACAUAUCCUCACUGGCAUUCACCGUAACCUCGACGUCUACCACCAACAAUACCUGCAAUGGCCUAUAGACUGCGUGACAGCCAAAGUCUAG
This is a messenger RNA of Aspergillus nomiae NRRL 13137, 2880 nucleotides long. RefSeq names its product Zn(II)2Cys6 transcription factor domain-containing protein. Gene Ontology annotation, molecular function: DNA-binding transcription factor activity, RNA polymerase II-specific; zinc ion binding. The coding region runs from base 1 to 2880 and encodes 959 amino acids. Gene Ontology annotation, biological process: regulation of transcription by RNA polymerase II. The transcript has 5 exons. The record is from RefSeq and is a predicted model, not a curated record. NCBI's taxonomy places the organism in Eukaryota, Fungi, Ascomycota, Eurotiomycetes, Eurotiales, Aspergillaceae.